AACUACCCUACACAUGGCAGACCGUCCUCGCACAAUCCAAUUGCCAUCUUGAUGUGGACUAUGUACAAACGGAAAUGGGAACUCCUCGUCAAUCCCCGGUCAGUGCUCGCUGAGGAUUUUGCGAGGAAUGGGUUCAAGGUCUGUCUGUCUUUCCUUUUUCUCCCAGGGCAGACAAUCGUUCCUGAUUACUUGAACGGUGAUCCCGUCCUUACUGACGCUACGGAUCCCGGUGAACGUACCCUGCCUCCCCUUCCAUAUCCCCUCCGACAUUUGACACCAUUAUCACAAAAGAAAACAGUCGACUUCCAAAAAUGGUUCGUUAAUCACAAGCCCACACCCUGUACCCCGAGUCGACAAGGUCAUCGAGGUGCUCAAGGAGGGGAUAACUACCCUAGCGCGACUGGGUACUGCCUUGGUGCAUUCGAGAACAUCAUCAACGCGUCUGUGGUUUCUCACCCCUCUCCCCUGCGAGCACCGCUGAUCUUUCUAAUGACGGGGGGGGGGGGAAGCGGAGUUUGUAGAGGACGUGCGUUUCGGGUCGGGCGGAGAGUUAAAUGGAGGCACUGUGGGGAGUCACAGCCAGAGGCACCUUCGUCCAGGGGAGCGUUUUCUUGCUCGAAACAUCCUGAGAACGAGGGCAUGAGCGAUGCAGAAGGUGUCAUUGCCGACGUGGCUGAGGUCAAGAAAGUUGUUUGGCGACAACUUCUCAGACAACCACAAAAAGCUGCAACGCGAAGAUGUAGCGCGUACUACGUACAAUCCAGUGGUGGGGAGUAUCUGAGGCUCGAGGAGAACAACACCAGUGCCAACUGCGGAUGUAACCUUUCUCUCGCCCACUUCAUCCGCCGUCCAUCUAUCCACCUCUCAGCCACCAACUCUGGCCUCGCGUGCUCGCUUCACGACGGUCUUCUAAGGUUCCCCAUGCCAGCUUAA
This is a messenger RNA of Laccaria bicolor S238N-H82, 933 nucleotides long. RefSeq lists its product as uncharacterized. Lineage: Eukaryota; Fungi; Basidiomycota; Agaricomycetes; Agaricales; Hydnangiaceae. The record is from RefSeq and is a predicted model, not a curated record. The transcript has 6 exons. Bases 52 to 933 code for a protein of 293 amino acids.